AAUUUAAGCCAAGGCAGUGCAUAUUUACACUCUGGACCCGGCUCCGUGUAUUAUUUUUAUCAUUUAUUAUUCUUAUUUUCAUACAUACCUAGGUACCAUACCAACAACAUUGACAUUGAACCUACACACUUGAAUCUUCUACUACAAUUUACAUCAUUUAUUCAACUCAUCCAUCUUUAUCUUACCUACCCGCUGUGUCACGCGCAUAUCGUAUCAAACGGGGAUUCUUCCGAUCGAUCCACCCUUCACCGCAGGCUUGCCAGUCUUGUCUCAUGGUCUUCAUGCAAUAAGUCUCCACUCGUUCUCGUCACCGUCUUUUCUGGUCGUCCCAGCGACUACUAGGUACCUACCAACCCAAACAACAGACCCCACAGGAAGCGUACUUCUAAAGAGCUGUUGCGACACGCUCUUUUUCUUCAAUUCAUUCUUCAUCCACGACAUUAAUCUUGGAAACAUCAUGUCACCGCUCCCCCCUGACCCUUACAAGGCCCUUGGUGUGUCUAAAGAUGCCCAGUUGUCAGAGAUUCGAUCAGCUCACCGGAAGCUUGUGCUGAAAUGCCACCCCGAUAAGAUCCAAGACGCACAACUGAAGGAGGAGAAGCAAAAGGAGUUCCAACAAGUCCAACAGGCUUACGAGUUGCUGAGCAACGAGACCGAGAGGAAUAAAUACGAUGAUCAGGUCAAACUUGAAGAACUGAAGCGGGAAAGUCGCAUGGCAUCUGCUUCGACUUCGUCUCCCCGCCCUACGAGACAUGAGAAGAAAUACUACUCCAACGUGGAUAUUCGCGAUGCUGAGCCACGACCGUCAACCUUUGCCACCUCGCCUGGUUCUCACAAUGUUUACAGCCACACGCCUCCGUCGCGUUCCUGGGACGAGGACAUCUACGCCAAGAGGUUCGACGAAAAGCCUCGCUAUGCGAGAAAGACUCAGAGCUAUGAGUAUGAGAGAGAGAAGCCGUCUAGGAAGGAAGAGGAGCGUCGGAGACGAAAAGAAGACGAGGAAUGGAACCGUGAGAGAGAGAAGGCGAGAAAUAAGGAGGAGAAGAUUAGAGAGGCAGUGAAGGAUCGCGAGCGCGAGCGCGAAAAGGAGGCCAUGCGGGAGAAGGAGAGAGAAUCAGCCAAGAAAGAGAAGGACAGGCGCAAAGACGACCGAAAGGACGAGAAGAAGAGAAGUGAUAAGGAGCGUCGCAAGGAUACAGACGAUAAGCACCGUCGUCACAACAAGACUCCCUAUGUAGAGGGUUACCCCGAGGAAGAAGCCAUCUACACUUCUUCGUCAUCCAAGACCGAAAAGAAGUCGAGCAGCAGCCGGAAGUUUGAGGAUGCGCCACCAGUAGCAGCAGCAGCGCCGCCGCCCCCCCGGGAAACUAGUCGACCUCCGGCUACGGACCGCGAAAGGAAAAAUUCAGAGACUUUGGAGUCUGCAAUUCGCUACUUAAGCAGAUCAGGUGGAAACCCGCCAGCUCUAGGCCGAGCGCAGACGUACCAUGCAGAGUUUAACGUCCGACACAUUACUCCUAUUGCCGUUCCGACGCCACCGCCGGCCGCGAAUGCGGUUUUCACCCCUCCUCCUGUAGCGGAAGAGAGGGAACAUGCAAUGGAUGAUGAUGCGGGAAAGAGAUCUUCAGGGAGACCUCGACGUCCGUCACAUGACACUCCCCGGUCUUCAAAAGAGAAGACCGCGCACAAGAAGACUAGCGCGUCUCGGGAGCCGCUCAUUGUAGAGGCCACAUCUCCGACCCCUUCUCGAGUCAUUCCCACCUUCCACAAGUCUCAUUCGAUUCCCAUUCCCAUACAAUCGGAUCACCAUCGAGUACCUCCUCUCAGCCGGGCGAAUACGGACGGGUUUUCUCGCCCAAUCUCCGGUCUUGCGCGUUCGUCUACGUGGAUGCCAGAGACCGAGCAUGUACGGGAACGGAGCCGUUCUCGCCAUGCUCGUGUAUAUUCAGACGAGUCAUCGGAAGACGAACGUCGCCAUCGUCGAGGGCACCGAACGCAAUCCCCCGAACCUACGAUACAAGCCAAGCGAUACACAGUAGAUUCCAACAGGAGAACUGUCCCAAUCCAAGAGUCAUAUUUCCCAGAGGAUAUGCCAAGGAGCUCCAAGAAAUCAUACCCAGCCCCUAAUAGCUCUGUCCGCCGAUCAGAACCCCGAGCGGCAUACUAUGACGAUUACGAAGAAGCACCGCGUGCGUUCUUCCCGGAUGUGAAGUAUUCGCAACAAUUCGAUGUGAGUGAGGUUAAAUACGCAGACGUAUUGCACUCGUCUCUCCGGGAGGAGGUCUUCUAAUUGUUCCGUGAAGUCCCGCUCCGCGCUGAAGCCUGAGUAAUAUCAUCGACUUCGAAUUCGCCUGGGAUACAUGGCGUAUCAUUGUUCUGCCGGAUAGCAUUUAGCAUAUCGCAUUACACCAUGCUCGCAUCCGUGUAUUUUUCAAGCGCUUUUCAUCAGCUUUUUGUUUCAUCUUCUUUUUUUUGGGGAGGGGGGCUCGAACCCGGCGUUUAAGGGGAGACCAACCUGAGUAAAGAAUUCU
Molecule: messenger RNA, 2531 nt
Organism: Hypoxylon fragiforme
Lineage: Eukaryota; Fungi; Ascomycota; Sordariomycetes; Xylariales; Hypoxylaceae
Product: DnaJ-domain-containing protein
Exons: 1
Coding region: 458-2290 (610 amino acids)
Cellular component (GO): cytoplasm
Source: RefSeq, a predicted model, not a curated record